This is a messenger RNA of Saprolegnia diclina VS20, 2348 nucleotides long. RefSeq lists its product as hypothetical. The record is from RefSeq and is a predicted model, not a curated record. The transcript is spliced from 8 exons. NCBI's taxonomy places the organism in Eukaryota, Oomycota, Saprolegniomycetes, Saprolegniales, Saprolegniaceae. Gene Ontology annotation, molecular function: protein binding. Bases 25 to 2262 code for a protein of 745 amino acids.
ACGCCCUCUAAAUUUAGUCGAAAUAUGAGCGACGAUCCGGACGACUUCCGCGCGAGCAACUCGACGGUGCUCAUCCCGCUUGCGUACAUUGAGAUCAGCGAAGAUGUCGACGCGUAUGUGGCACUGCAGCGCAUGCGCGACGCCAAAGCGAUGGCGCAAGAGGCGCGAAGCAUGGCGUGGGAAGACUUUUUUGCCAAGCGCUGGAACGGCGACGAGCGUGCUGCGUCCAAGAAGGCGGCGGCGAACCUCGCGCGCCAGAUUGAAGCGCUCUCCAAGCACCAAGCCGCGUCCAGCAAUUUCGAGCUAUGGAACAUGGCGCUCGACUCCAAGUACUAUGAGUAUAUUCGGUACGCGCUCCGGGACGGCGCCGAGAUUCCACGAAGCAUGCUCUUGAGCAACAUCAGCAACGACGGCGUGACACCGCUCGUCAAGGCGUGCAUGCUGACCGACUUGACGCUGCUGCGCCUCUUGCUCGAGGCGGGCGCGGACCCAUCGGCCAAAUACCCAAGUAGCACCAACCCGUACAUGCAGUCGAUGUACCGUGCGGCCCUCAAAAAUGUCCAAAUCUUUGACCUCUUGGUGGCCCACGGCGCGUCGUCGCUCGACACCGAGCUGCAGUACGUCAACGACGACGGCAAGUCGCUCUUGCAUUUGGCGGCGGAAGGCGGUCACGUUGACGUAUUGCGUCGGCUUCUCGAACACGAUAUGACGCGCCACUUUGCACAUACACUGACGUCUCUCGGGCAAACGCCGCUGCACUUGGCGGUUCUUGGAAGCUACACGCGCUGUGUACGCGUCUUGCUCAAAGCGAUGACACCCGAGAGCAUCACGGUGUUCGAUUUGAAUGGCCACAACGCUUUGCACCUCGCCCUCAAGCACGAGAGCACGUUUUUCCACCUCGAGUCGCUCAUUGACGCCUUUAUCACUGCCGGACCGCCGGGCUUGUUCGAGUCGAUGGACGCGAAUGGCUGCACCGUCCUGCACCUCGCAAUGGGCCAAAAUCUCGAAAAGAUUGCGCUGCAGCUCAUGCGAUACGGCAAGACGCCGUUGAAUGUAUGCAACAAAAGCGGCUUGACCGUGCUGCACAUUGCGGUUGGGCUUCGGAACCACCGCCUCAUCCAAGCGCUCAUCGACUGCAACGUCAUGGUCGAUGUGGUCGACGAUUUGGGGCAAACGCCAUUGCUCAUGGCUUCGCUCCUCGCCGACACGGAAACGAUUAAACUGCUUUUGGCGGCCGGUGCCGACCCUGCGUGUCAGAACCGUGAGGGCCACACGUCGUUGCACUACCUCGCGACGUACUGCCGCGACGAUGUGCCCAUGCGUCUCUUGAUCAAGAAGGGCAUUGGCGUGAACGCGCGGUCGGGCAAAGGCAACAUACCAUUGCACUUGGCCGCCAUGAAAGGCAACGAGAUUGCAGCGCGCGUCUUGCUCGAGUACGGCGCCGACCUCUCGCUUCUGAACGAAGACAAGCGCAACGCGGUGUUUCUUGCUCGGCAAUGGGGACACACGGCGCUCGAAGCCUACUUCAACGACUUGCUCAAGGAAGACGAACCCAUGCCGACGCCGCCCAUUUCGAUCGAGACGGCGUCAGCAAUUGCCUCCAAGCUCCUUCGCCGUUCCAAGGAAGCCAAGACGCAGGUGCACAUCAAGCACAUGGCCAAGUCACCAAAGCGAUCGCCGACGGGCAAGGCCCACCACGGGCGGCUGCCGUUGCCACCGCUCUCACUUGACGAGCCGUCGUCGAGCCGCUCGAGUGCCCUUGCCGAGCCCGCGACCGAACCGACGGACGAUCUCGUGCUGGAAACCAUGAUCGAGACGGACUGGGAGCACAUGUCGAUAAGCGGGGACUCGACCUUGUCCGAGCCAAUCGAGCCACCGGCGCCGUACAAGGUGUGCCUCACACCCUUUGUAAAGCGGCAACUCGACGCCGCAAGCGACAUUCGGCCACUACGGAGCGACGUGCAAGAGCUACUGCGGCACAACCAGCCACUUGCGCCGUUGCGCGAACACAUUCGCACGAAAAGCACGCUGCAAGCCCCCGGCGGCGUGCACAUUCCGUGGCACUUGACCGUGCCCACGGGCGGCGUCUCGCUCGAGCGCAAGUUCAAACCAUCGACAAAGCACCAAGUGCACCCGCACUACAAGGUGCCACGGAGCAUUCACGACGUGCGAGCCGAGAUUGCCAACGCGCGAACUUUCUUUUGGCAAGAGAGCGCGGUGAAGCGGCGGUCCCGGCAUGAUUUACAUCCGCUUUCGCGAUGACGUAUUUGAAUCGGAGAACCUCAAGCGUCCUGCGCUAUCCUGUUGCAUUGUUUUAGUUGAAAGGUUAUGUCUCGUUUGGUGACUGC